AUGGAGAGGAACACCAACAGCAGCAACAUUAUUGUGCGCUUGUUUGGGAGUUGGGUGAGCUACAUGAGAAAAUGCCUUUUCCAAGUGUUGUCAGUGGGGCCGGUCCCAAGCCACCUCGCGUUCAUCCUGGAUGGAAACAGGAGGUACGCGAGGAAGUGGGGGUUGGGGGAGGGGAUGGGGCACAGGGCCGGAUUCCUCUCCCUCAUGACCCUGAUGAAGUACUGCUACGAGCUUGGAGUGAAGUACAUCACCGUGUACGCGUUCAGCAUAGACAACUUCAAGAGGAAGCCGGACGAGGUGCAGGGCGUGAUGGACCUCAUGCUGGAGAAGAUCGAAGGGCUGGUCAAGGAGGAGAGCAUUGUGAACCAGUACGGAGUGAGGGUCGAGUUUGUUGGGAAUUUGAAGCUCUUGAGUGAACCUGUGAGAAAUGCUGCGGAGAAGGCCAUGCGAAUCACUGCUCACAAUAACAGAGCCAUUCUUCUCAUUGCGGUUGCAUACACUUCCACCGAUGAAAUCGCCCACGCUGCUCAUCAGUCCUGCCUUGACAGGAAGGAGGGUGUGAUAAGGCUGUCUGAUGUGGAGAGGCAUAUGUAUAUGGGGGUGGCGCCUGAUCCCGAGAUACUGGUGAGGACUUCAGGGGAGACGCGUCUUAGUAACUUCCUACUGUGGCAGACAUCCAGCUCCCUGCUGUCUUCACCCAAGGCGCUGUGGCCAGAGAUGGGCCUGCGCCACCUUGUAUGGCUCGUGUUGAAUUUUCAGAGGGUUCAGCCUUACCUAGACACGACGAAGAAGAAGCUUCUGUGACUCUGAUUUCUUCUUUACCUCCACCUAUAUCUUUGUACUCAGUUAUAAGCAUUUUCAUUCGAAUUGCCAGUUUAAAGCUUAAUUAUAUGUA
Messenger RNA from Salvia hispanica, 895 nucleotides. Lineage: Eukaryota; Viridiplantae; Streptophyta; Magnoliopsida; Lamiales; Lamiaceae. The record is from RefSeq and is a predicted model, not a curated record.